This is a messenger RNA of Helobdella robusta, 606 nucleotides long. RefSeq lists its product as hypothetical. NCBI's taxonomy places the organism in Eukaryota, Metazoa, Annelida, Clitellata, Rhynchobdellida, Glossiphoniidae. Bases 1 to 606 code for a protein of 201 amino acids. Gene Ontology annotation, biological process: regulation of cilium beat frequency involved in ciliary motility; positive regulation of cell motility; cilium assembly. Gene Ontology annotation, cellular component: motile cilium; ciliary basal body. The record is from RefSeq and is a predicted model, not a curated record. The transcript is spliced from 6 exons.
AUGGAACCGGCUGAAGAAAAGACCUUGAUUAUCAGUCAUCAGUCAAGUUCGGCUGAAAAAUCCGGUAAGAGCAACUCAGUCUUCAGAAGUGAUCGCGCAAAUUUACUCGACAACUGGCUGAAAAAGACGAGCAAAAAUGGGUCAGUGAAGUUAGUGAAUGAUGACGUUUUGAUGGCUAACGUUCUCGAAAUAACUGGAUCGUGCUCGGGCGCUUACAUUCACUACACGAAUCCCGACAUGGACGCCAGCAAUCUGGCCACCGCUCCCUACUUGUGCCUCAUUCUUAGGAACAUUAAAAAACAUUUCUCCCUGGAAGUCUGCUUUGUGGACGAUAUGAACCUAAGAAGACGCAUUCGAAUGGACACGACUGCCGAACAGCCAUCCCUCAAGAACUUCCUGGCCACUCUACCGCUCAAACUAACAGACACCAUUACAACUAAACAGGAUUGGAACUACCUAUGCCUUGACAUGGAGAGUCUGGCCGCCACAUUAUUCAGGGCUAAAUACGUGCGAACUCUCAAAAUUAGAAUGUUCAUAACCAACUUCCACAGAUUUACCCAAACUGCAGGCUGUAUAGGAUUUAUUUCAACAAAACCGAAUGCGUAG